GCCCGAAGGGCACAGAUACCUUCCUCGUUAAUUAGGUCAUGCUUUUGUGAGCCAGGACAAGGGUUGUGUUCGCUGCGAGCGGCUACCACUGUGCGGGAGCGCACGCUCCCUGGUGCCGUCUACAUGCUGGGGGAGCGGACUUUACGAGGUGGAGGUGGAAGUGGAGCCGAAUCUCCGAAGCCCUGAAAUAGUCACCAUGGGGGAAAACGAGCCGCCUGCAGCCGAAACCCCCUUCUCCUUCCGAUCGCUCUUUGGCCUCGAUGAUUUGAAAAUAAGUCCCGUGGCACCAGAUGCAGAUGCAGUUGCUGCCCAGAUCCUGUCUCUGCUGCCACUGAAAUUCUUUCCAAUUAUCGUCAUUGGGAUAAUCGCACUGAUCUUAGCACUGGCCAUUGGUCUGGGCAUUCACUUUGACUGUUCUGGGAAGUACAGGUGCCGGUCAUCUUUUAAAUGUAUUGAACUGGCAGCUCGAUGUGAUGGGACUUCUGACUGCAAAGAUGGAGAGGAUGAGUACCGAUGUGUUCGGGUGAGUGGUCAAAACGCCGUGCUCCAGGUGUUUACAGCUGCUUCCUGGAAGACUGUGUGCUCGGAUGACUGGAAAGGUCUCUAUGCAAACAUCGCCUGUGCCCAGCUAGGUUAUCCAAGCUAUGUGAGCUCAGACCACCUCCGAGUGGACUUGCUGGAGGAGCCGUUUCGAGAAGACUUUGCUGCCAUCAAUCACCUCUUGUCUGAUGACAAAGUGACGGCUUUACACCACUCUGUGUAUGUGAGGGAGAGAUGUGCUUCAGGUCACGUGGUCACGCUCAAGUGCACAGCCUGUGGUUUGAGGUCAGGCUAUGCCUCACGCAUCGUUGGUGGGAAUAUGUCCUCACUUGCGCAAUGGCCCUGGCAGGUCAGCCUUCAGUUCCAGGGGUACCACCUAUGUGGGGGCUCCAUCAUCACUCCAACGUGGAUCGUCACCGCUGCCCACUGUGUUUACGAUCUGUACCUGCCCAAGUCAUGGACCAUCCAAGUGGGUUUAGUUUCCUUGCUGGACAGUCCGGCCCCCUCCCAUUUGGUGGAGAAAAUCAUCUACCACAGCAAGUACAAACCGAAGAGGCUGGGCAAUGACAUCGCCCUCAUGAAGCUGGCUGGGCCACUCACGUUCAACGAGAUGAUCCAGCCCGUGUGCCUGCCCAACUCCGAGGAGAAUUUUCCCGACGGGAAAGUGUGCUGGACGUCAGGAUGGGGGGCCACAGAGGAUGGAGCAGGUGAUGCCUCUCCUGUGCUGAACCACGCAGCCGUCCCACUAAUUUCCAACAAGAUCUGCAACCAUAAGGACGUGUAUGGUGGCAUCAUCUCACCCUCCAUGCUCUGUGCAGGCUACCUGAAGGGUGGCAUCGACAGCUGCCAGGGGGACAGUGGGGGACCUCUGGUUUGCCAAGAAAGGAGGGUGUGGAAGCUGGUGGGAGCAACGAGCUUUGGGAUUGGCUGUGCUGAGGUGAACAAGCCCGGAGUCUACACUCGCAUCACUGCCUUCCUGGACUGGAUCCACGAGCAGCUGGAGAGAGACCUGAAAACUUGA
Elephantulus edwardii (Cape elephant shrew) is the source of this 1561-nucleotide messenger RNA. RefSeq names its product transmembrane protease, serine 3 (gene TMPRSS3). Bases 197 to 1561 code for a protein of 454 amino acids. Gene Ontology annotation, biological process: proteolysis. The transcript has 14 exons. Gene Ontology annotation, molecular function: protein binding; serine-type endopeptidase activity. Gene Ontology annotation, cellular component: membrane. NCBI's taxonomy places the organism in Eukaryota, Metazoa, Chordata, Mammalia, Macroscelidea, Macroscelididae. The record is from RefSeq and is a predicted model, not a curated record.